Molecule: messenger RNA, 4671 nt
Organism: Python bivittatus (Burmese python)
Lineage: Eukaryota; Metazoa; Chordata; Lepidosauria; Squamata; Pythonidae
Source: RefSeq, a predicted model, not a curated record
UGUUCUUGGCUGGCAGAUGUCUGUCUUGUUCAAUGUGCAAGGGGAAACAGAAGGAAGAACACAAGCUGCAUCAUCUUUGAAAUAAACAAGUUUCUGAUUGGCCUGGAGCUCGUUCAGGAGAAGCAGCUGCAUAUAGAGGCUGGCAGCUUGAAGCCAGAUGAUGAUACUAACUGCUCUGUAUCUUCAAUAGAAGAAGAUUUUCUCACAGCAUCAGAACACUUUGAAGAUGAGGAUGAGGAUGAUGAAUAUAAACAAGGUGAAGAAAAUCUGAGUGCCAUAGAACUUGCAGGUGAAUUCAAAAAGUACAGAGAGGAAGAUUGUGAAGACUUGCAUUGCAAAAAGGCCCAAUUGCCCUUUUUUCUGAAAAGUAGCUGCAUUAGUCAUGAAAGCACGGCUUCUGGAACUUCAGGGUCAUCUGAAGAAGAAUAUAAUAGUGAAGCUGAAGACAAUGUUAUACAAACUGUAGAUGAAACCAUUAAGCAGCUUAAUUGGAAAGUUGGAAAGUAUACUACAGCUGGGAAAUUUAAGCCACUCUCUAGUGCUGAUGAUCAGAAAGACUUUUUCAAAAGUGAUAACAACUCUGACAGAUCAGAAAAUGUAUCUUUGACCAUAACAACUAAGGAGGAAAUGAUUUUAUUGGAUGAUAUAACUGCAGGACAAAAAAGUCAUUUGGACAUGUUAGACUGUAGAGUUGAAAGAACACCUCACCCUCUCAUUCAAAAUGAUCAAGCUCCUACAGGUCAGUUUGCAACAAAUUUGGCAGAGUCUGUCCUGCAAGAUGCAUUCAUUAGAUUGUCUCAGUCAACGUUUACCAAAGAAACUGCCCUCAGCAUCUCUGUCAGCAACUCCUUAACUUCAACAGUACAUGCAACACAGAAUGAGAUGGCAUGCCGGUCAUGGAAUGUACUUCCAAAAAUUGUUAUUGUUCAGAGUCCAGAUGGUUCUGAUAAUGUGUCUGAGUGGCCUGGGUCUAACUUCCCAAACUUGCAUCCUUGGUCUGAAGUUGAACAUUCUUCUGAUGCUGCAGAUUGGUUCCAAGACAAUAGUCCCAGUGAAAGUACUCAGAGUACUUUGGAAGUAGCCUUGGCCUGUGCAGCUACUGUCAUUGGUACCAUUUCAAGUCCACAUGCUGCAGAAAAGUUCAACGAACAGGAAUCCAUGACCUCUACAGUGACUGUGGGUGAUCAUGAAGAACUGGAGGAAAAAAAUUCCCAAAGUGCCAAUAGUAAUUGUAUCUCUGUGGAUUACUCAUUUCCACCUGCCCUUUCAGAUAUGGCUCAGGUGGCAAAUGUAGUUGCUGCUCAUGGACUUGGUGAAAAGAAAGAUGAGUAUCCUGUAACUUCAGGUGGACUCUUAUCUGCAGCUGAGACAUCAGCAGCUGUUACGCUCCAUUGUAGCAUAGCCAUUGGGAGCACCAUGGAGAAUCUGAACAAUAGCAUUGCACAAGCCUUGCUCAAAGAGGCAUCUCUAGUAUUAACCAGACCUGAUGCAUACAGAACUAUAGGAGAAUUUAUGGAGUCUGUAAAUGGAAAAAUUGUUCAGGCUGCAAUGAAGCCCUCAGCCCCCCUUCUGGAUGAGGUCAUUGUUGAUGAACUUGCUCAGAAUUUGUCCAAUAUUAUUCUCAGGCAUUCUGUGGAAGAAGUUAAAAAGAAGCAGCUAUGCUCAGAAAUGAACAUAGAUGCAUGCUCAGAAAGCACACAAGAUGUUUUUACUGCAACUGCAAAUCAGCUGCUAUUUAAUGUAUUAUACUUCACUUGCAAGAAAAUGAAUGACAUUGCACAACUUAAUGAAUGUUCAAAUAUUUGCAUUGUAGAUAAUCUUAGCAAACAGGUAAUGGAACCAAAAGAUGCAACAAAGGAUGUAUUGCAUCAGUCCUCAAGCUGCUACAAUAAUAAGCUUAGUAGUACCUUCCAUGACAAGGAUGAUGUGUUCAUGACAAAUUUGAUGAACAACGUCAAAGGGGAAAUUGGGCCAAACGCCUUGGAAUCUGCCACACUCUGUGUAGAUUCACUAUCUACAGUCAAUGCUCAGAGUUCACCCUGCAGAAAAACAUCUUCCAAGAAAAGGUAUUUGAAAAGAAUCACAAAAGAAUGUUGCAGACCCACAAAUCCUAAUAGCAAUCACAUGAAGACAGAACUCUGUCCAUUUAGUGGCAGAGAAAACUUGACACCAGGCAGUGAAUGCAGACACAGCUUUCAAGAAUUUCAAACUCCCAAUGUCUCCGUAAUGACAGAAAAUCAUGAAAAGUACACAUGUGAUGCAGUAUGGCACAAUGAAAGCCAGCUUAGUGUGCCUUUCUUGGAUAAUCAAGGUUUUCUGCCUACCCGACCUCUGGUAUACUUGAAGCAUCCAGCAGAUAAAUACUGCCUAGCAGAUUUUGCAGAAGAAUUGGCAGAAACAGUGGUUUCCAUGGCAACAGAAAUUGCUGCCAUUUGCCUUGAUAAUUCAAAUGGCAAGCAGCCUUGGUUCUGCGCAUGGAAAAGAGGAAGUGAUUAUUUGAUGCCCCAGGCUUUGCCAUGCCGAUCUAUCAAAAGGAAAAAGGAAACCCAGUCUAGUGGAUCAACUGUGAGAAAACAUAGGCCACCUAGACUUAGUGAGAUCAAAAGAAAAACAGAUGAACACCCUGAACUAAAAGAAUGGCUUAUGAAUAGGGUAGUAGAUGACUCCAUUAACCUUGAUGACACCCUUGAUUUGAGCAAUAACUUUGCAAAUGAAGCAGCUGCUAAAAUUAUGAAUUUAGCUGAAUUCUCUGUGGCUGAUAAUGUGUGGCAGAGUCCAAACCAUCCUCGAAAUAGGCUUCAUUGUGACAGAUGGAAUAGAGUCAAUGCAUCCAGCUGUGAAAGCAUUCCUGAGGAGGACUUGGAUUCUAAAGGGUCUGCAAAUACUUUGGCUCUCAUAAAUACUUUAGGGCAGCCAAUAAGCAGGACUAGUUCAGUCUCCAAGCAGUCCAGUUGUGAAAGCAUUACAGAGGAGUUUUCAAGAUUUAUGGUCAACCAGAUGGAAACUGAAGGCCGAGAGUUUGAUUUAUUACUUGACUACUAUGCUGGGAAAAAUGCAAAUAGCAUUAUAACCUCUGCACUGCAACAAGUCACCAAAAGGAAUGGCCACCUCAACGUAAGGCCAAGUUGCCCAUCAAAACAGUCAAGCACAGAAAGCAUAACAGAAGAGUUUUAUAGAUAUAUGUUAAGGGAAAUUGAAAAAGAACAAAAAGAAAAAGUAUAUUCUGCUAAGAAUGCAAACGAAUGGAGCAGCAGCUUAUUACUUCCCUCCCAACGAUCAUCUUUUUGUUUCAGGCAGUCUUCAGUCCCUGACAGCAGAUCCUCAACAUCUAGGCUAACAGUAAAUAUGCCCAUUAAAGCAAAUUCGUUAGAUGGUUUUUCUCGUAGUAGCCACCGUGAUUCCUUAAGUGUAUAUCCAGUCAGCACAGCAUCCUCUUCAGGGCUCUGUAAAUCAGAUUCUUACCUGUACCAAAGAUGUAGGACUGACCAGGUAACUGACAUGCUCAUUCAUGAGACCUGGGCAAACUCCAUCAAAGCUCUGAUGUGCAAGAACAAAAUAAUUGUAGACAGUGGGGAGGUUGCAGAGCCUAACCAACAUCCUUAUGACUCUCCACCACAUGUUCAGCAAUAUGCACACAGGCUUGCUGCAAAUAUUGUUGAAAGUGGGAAAACUUUAAUUGCCAUCCAGCAAGAUUCCACAAAGAAAGAUCACGUCACAGAAAGCAGCCAUAUCCCAGAAGGGAUGCAAAACAACUCUAAACCAUUUGGAGACAGAAUAAAUUUAGAUGAGAAAGAACAGCAGGCCUCAUUCCCUGGAUUGUUCUCUAUAAAACACACAAGCUCUUCUUCUUGCCUAAGGGAAGUGCCUUUAAUCCAGAUCGAAACAGAUCAAAGACAAGACCUUGAUGAUGCCUCAGAGCCUUUAAAUGAAGUUCACGUUACCUCUGGGAAAACAAGAGAAAAUCUAAUCAAAGGAAAACCCGUAGAUGCAGAUUCAGGACAACAGCUAAUUUCCUCAAAAAGCCAUGGUUUGACAAUGUAUAGUUGCCCUGAAUCUGAAGCCUCUGUGGAAACUAAAGCAAUGGAAGAGUUUCCAGUCCCUCUUAGCAGCAGUGAAGAGAGCACGUGCAGCAGCUGGUGCCAGCUGGCAAACAAUCCUGAUGAUACAAGCAGCUAUUUGCAACUCAGCGAGAGAUCUAUGAGCAAUGGCAACAGCAGUACCUCUAGCAGUCUUGGCAUUAUGGAUCUGGAAAUUUAUCAGGAAAACAUGCCAUCUUCUUAUGCAUUUAAUGAUUUAACAGAAGGAAGGCUUUUCUGUGAGAAAUCACCAGAAAAGAUACAAGCAUGCGCUUCUGGGUUGUCUGUUGAAACUACUAAUGAGCAGAAGGAUCUCUUGGUGAUAAACUUGGACCUGGAACCAGAAUGUCCUGAUGCAGAACUGCGUGCUACGCUUCAGUGGAUUGCCGCAUCUGAACUUGGGAUACCCAUGAUCUAUUUUAAGAAAUCUCAGGAACACCGAAUUGAAAAGUUUUUAGAUGUUGUGCAGUUUGUCCACCAGAAGUGCUGGAAAGUGGGUGAUAUCUUUCAUGCUGUGGUACAGUUUUGCAAGCUCCAUGAAGAAAGCAGAGAGCCAACUCUGAGCCUCUUUGAUUGGCUUCUUGAACUAGGAUAG